GUGAAGAAGACAUGUGGCUAUGAUUAGAUGAUUCCAAAUUCCAUUCUGAGCUUGGCAUUGCUUCCUUAUAUGGAAGCACCCGAGAGGGUGACUUUAAAGGCUUGAGUUAGUUGGUUAUCUGGCUGUCAAAUUCUUAGUAACAUUCAUGCUAUCAACGGCGGUUCUCGAGCUAUUCGACUUGAAGAUAUAAACAUAGACUACCUCCCCUCAACUGUAAGACAUUCAAGUCAAACUCGUCCCCCAAGAAGAACACCCACCAAAGAGUAGAAAAAUCUAGCUCCGGAAGCAACCGACUUUGAGAACCUUUAACAGGACGAAUAAAUUAUCCCGAGAUAUUCUACCAAAGACAAAGAUCAAUUCCGUCACCAACAAUAUUUCCGGCAGCCCUUAAGCUCUACAGCAAGAACAUUCUCAAUGUCUUCAUCGCGAUCAGGUGGACAUGGCCAGAAAAGUUCCCGCAGUAGCAAGGGAAGACAGUCAUCCCACCAGCAGCUCAUCGAGUCGCUCCGCACUCACCGAGUUAACACACUUACGGAAUUAUGCCGAAUUGAACGAGUUGCCGCUAGUUGCGAAAACGAGGAAGACGCACAGGCGUUCCAGGCCCCGAUGACGUCCGCGUGGGAUUACUAUGUGAACAGCAACCAGUUCCUGACGGAACUCAGAGGCUUGACGCGCAACUAUCCCAUAUCGGGAGAUCUAGUUGACCAGGCGCAUCACCUCGUUCGAAACGACCCGAAUUCGAACCGAAGCUGGAACCUGGCAUGGCUAUGCCUGGUGAAGAUUCGUGACGAGGGCCUCAUCCCGGCGUAUGCGCAAGCGGAAUCUUGGCGUAGAGAGAUGUGGGGAGGCCGCGAUCCCACGCAAGAAGAAGCCGACCAGCUCGCGCAGUGCUUCGAGUACGAAUGGACGCAGGCAGUUGAGAAUAUGCUGCGGCACUGGUCUGCCGCGCCGACAUGGUACUAAGUUGAACCGACUUCCUUUUUCUCCGUUUCUUCUUUUUUAGAUAUCAUCGCACGGGUUUUCCUGUCUUUCUUGGGGGUUUAGAUCAUCAUAUGCUGCGAAAGCUGCUUUUUUCUUUCCUUUUUUUUGCCUUUCUUUCUUUUCCUGGGGAAAUGUAUUUUAUUUAGACUCGGGGUUUUCUUUCGGUAUUUUUCUGCAUUUUUCUAUAUUUCUUUCUGCAUGGCGAGGUACUUUGGUUUGGGGCCUUGCAUCGGUGGCGCUUGAUGAUUCUCUUUUGCCUGGAAAAGUGGUCGUUUUUUUUACUCGUUCGCCCUUUUAUUUUAUGGUCAUAGUUAGAUUUGUUCCUCUCGUUUUUCUUCUAUGAAUAUUCAUUCCUAUUUUCCAUUUAGAAGAUAUUUUGCCUCAUUGUCUCUUUAAAUUUGUUCGGUUGUCUCAAAAGCAGAACUUCCUUGCAGCUAACAAUCAUGGCAGACCGGAAAGUGCAUUACCACCUGUUACCGAUCAGCUUUAGAAGAAAGGAUGGAGGGCGG
This is a messenger RNA of Daldinia caldariorum, 1490 nucleotides long. RefSeq lists its product as uncharacterized. Lineage: Eukaryota; Fungi; Ascomycota; Sordariomycetes; Xylariales; Hypoxylaceae. The record is from RefSeq and is a predicted model, not a curated record. The transcript is spliced from 2 exons. Bases 415 to 963 code for a protein of 182 amino acids.